Molecule: messenger RNA, 963 nt
Organism: Dioscorea cayenensis subsp. rotundata (Guinea yam)
Lineage: Eukaryota; Viridiplantae; Streptophyta; Magnoliopsida; Dioscoreales; Dioscoreaceae
Product: protein MIZU-KUSSEI 1
Exons: 2
Coding region: 202-963 (253 amino acids)
Biological process (GO): hydrotropism
Source: RefSeq, a predicted model, not a curated record
UUCACCAUGAGAGCAAAGGCCUAUAAAUUUGCAACAAGAUCACAAAGAAACACAAAAACCGCGGCGAGCCGUGAGACUUGGUCGAAGCCCUUGAGAUAAUAAUAAUAAUAAAAAAAAAAACCAGAACCCGAAUCCAUCGCGAAUUCAUCCCCAUUCCAAGGCCCUCCCCCCCUUUUCCGAAGAAGCUCCGGCGAGGAACCAAUGACCGAGCCGAGGAAGACCGGAUCCUCCACCUCUGAAGACCAAGGCCAGCCGAUGCUCUCCAUCCCCCGCCCUACCAUCUCCCUCGUCAAACCCCCUCGCCGUUCCUUCCGCUCCCGCCCUCUCCGCCUCUUCGGCGUCCUCCGCUCCGUCUUCCGCUCCCUCCCCAUCUUCACCCCCAAAUGCAAACCAACCUGCCACCUCACCCCCACCCAUCUCCGCCACACCGACGUCUCCCGCAACCUCUCCAGCUCUCGCGUCACCGGCACUCUCUUCGGCUAUCGCAAAGGCCGUGUCAGCCUCUCCAUCCAAGAAUCCCCUAGUUGUCUUCCAACUCUCAUCAUCGAACUCGCCAUGCAAACCCAAGUUCUCCUCCGAGACAUGAGCUCCGGCAUGGUACGCAUCGCAUUAGAGUGCGAGAAAAGACCCGGCAACCUCAAAGACCACCGCACAACAACACCGCCAAAGCUACUCAACGAGCCACUCUGGACCAUGUUCUCCAACGGCAAAAAGAACGGCUACGGCCUCCGGCGUGACCCCAACGAAGAAGACAUCUCCAUCAUGGAACUCCUCCGUGCUGUCUCCAUGGGCGUUGGUGUUCUCCCAACCAACUCCGAGUCUGAUGGUCCUGACUCCGAGAUUGCCUACGUGCGAGCCACCUUUGAGCACGCCAUUGGUUCUAGAGAUUCUGAGACCUUCUACAUGCUCAGCCAUGAAGGAAACAAUGGUCCUGAGCUCACCAUCUUCUUUGUUAGGAUUUGA